Molecule: messenger RNA, 5206 nt
Organism: Helianthus annuus (common sunflower)
Lineage: Eukaryota; Viridiplantae; Streptophyta; Magnoliopsida; Asterales; Asteraceae
Product: protein LURP-one-related 15
Exons: 3
Coding region: 3423-4622 (399 amino acids)
Source: RefSeq, a predicted model, not a curated record
CCCGAUACGAACCGAAUUUUUUACUUAUAUACCUAGGGGCCUAAAAUUUUUAAAAAUGUUCCGCACCUCCAUGGAAAAAUCCUGGGUCCGACACUGCCCACCCGGGGUGGUGACUUGGGCGUUUGUACCCAACCCACGCCCCCAUACCCCAUAGUCUUAAUCCAUGCGAACCAUGGUGGAUCAAGCAAGGGGGUAAUGUAGCCUUCUAUUCAUGUUCUUAGGUGGCGAAUUAUGUCCCAACUAUCAGUGGCGGAGCUAGAAAUUUUUUCUUAUGGUGUCAUUUUUUAUGGAUACCCCCAAAUUAUAGUUACCUGGAGUCAAACUUUUUGGAUCGGUUUGGAUCUAGUCGGGUCGGGUCGGGUCAAAUCACAUAAUAAAAGCAAUUCAGUAAAAAUACAAUGUCAUUGAAUAAAAUCACAUAAUAAAAUAACAAAGUCAGUUGAAAUAUAUAAAAAAUGCAUUUAAUAGUUGCUCUGUACGCAUUUUCAUGUUUUUAAAACGAUUCAUAAUGUUUUCAAUGGCAACUUGCAAAAAAAAAAAAAAAAAAAAAAAAAAAAAACCCCUCUUUUUCAUUAUAAGAAAUAAGUGUACGCAUCAUUCAAAUGAUCAUCAAACAUCCUGUUAGGUUAAACAAUUGAAACAAAACAAAUUAGACAUGGAGCUAUAAUGCUUACUGGAUUAGAAAAAAUAAAAAUUAAGCAUAGACCUUUAAUGAUUUAAAGUGAACUAAUUAAAUUCAAAUAAUUAGGCUUAAUUUUUUAAAUAUAAAUUUGUUUAUUAUGUAAUUCUUUUAGAAGAAAACAAAACAAUGGUGUCGUUUGUCAAAAGACAAUGGUGUCGCUCGUAAAAAAACAAUGGUGUCGUUCGAAUUUUUCCUAUUAUACAUUGUAUUUGCUACAUAAAAUUCAAUGGCGUCGGAUGACACCGUUGUUCAAAGUGUAGCUCCGCCACUGCCAACUAUGACCCCAUACCCUUUAUCUUAAGUUAUGUUUGUUUAAAAUUUGGGUCUUAUGUCAUGUUCUCAUUAAUCAAGCUAAUCCAUGUAAGAGUCGGCCAGUUCUUAGGCCCGCUACUCAUCAUUAUUUUAAACAGGUUGAGCAGUUUAUCAUUUUAGUUUAUUCACUGUUUUAUUUUCAUGUUACCAAUCUCAUGUAUAGACAUUGUUAUUGACCAUUUGAGUUCUACAUUUUAAAUCUUUCAAAUUCUGUCUAUGGUGACAAUUAAUUAUGUUGGAAUCAAUACUUUGUAAUAACACAUCAUCAUGAUAUAUAUAACUAAUUUUCAUAUUCUUUUGGACCAUAAAUGUCCAUAUUCUCUUGAAAGUAAGAACAAAAGGAGAAUAUAAUAAGAAAACGUACAUUACUUUCUCCCUCAAAUUCAAGUCCAUAAAUACAUUACGAGCAUAUGUUUGAUAUGUAUGGAAUUAAAUAUAUCAAAUAAGUCUUUUUCUUGGAGACCCCUUUUGAAUUGUAACACUGCCUCAAAAAUAUUCUAAUAUUCUAUUGUAAAUUUAUAAUAUCCAACCACGAUAUGAUGCCCGACCACAUUUUUCUUGUGUUCUUGAAGUGGGAUUCGUUAAAUUUAUUCCAUUAACACAACUAGAAGCUUGUAAUGUUAGUAUAAAUAUAGUGAUGCAACCACACUAGGUCACUCAACUCGACUCGACUCAUAGGAAUGGGGUUUGAAUUUGAGCUAACAAGUGGCUCGCCACAACAACUCAGUAAACCACUAUGUGUUGUGAGUCCACAGUUCGUGUCCCCAAACCCCAUACACAUGUUGAGCGGGAAGAAGUUGUUAGCUCUUUCUGAUGGAAACUUUGGUGUCACUGAUGUCAAUGGUAACUUGAUGUUCAAACUCAAAGGAAAACUAUUGAGUGUUCAUGGUAAACGUCUACUAGUCGAUGGUGCUGGAAACCGUAUCCUCACUUUGCAGAAAAGGCUAACAAGUGCACGCAAAAGGUGGCAAUGCUUUAGAGGAGAUAGCACAAACCCUAGAGAUCAUGUGUUCUCUGCUAAACAAGUUAACCGAACCCAGUUCAAGACUUCACUUGAUGUAUUCUUGGCCUCCAAUAGGAACCAAGAUAUUGCUGACUUCACAGUCAAAGGCAACUGGUUUGAAAAACGUUGUACUGUUUAUGUUGGAGAGACUACUACUGUCAUUGCAGAGUUAUUAGGCUUUGCUGCAUACCGUUAUUCGUUUGGUUUGUUGGGCCGGUACAAGGUCGGUUGUGUGCAGGUAGAAAGAGCAAGGUGCAGAGUGUAUCUUUCCAGGGGUCAUAGUGUAAAUUUAGUAUAGCUGGAUAUAAAAGUGGAGAGAGACAGCAGAUCUUUAUCACCAGAUCUUUCAUUCUUCUCAAACCAUCUUCGAGACUCUUCUAGGGUUUUAUUGUUUCCAUCAGUUGCAGUCGAAAUCGUUCCAGAUCGUUUAUUGUACUGAAAAUCGUUCCAGUUGUUACUGCACGUCUUGUGGAUCGAUUGUUGCUGCACAUCUUGUGGUUUGAUAGUUACUGCAGAUCCUGUGGAUCAUUUGUUUUUGGUUGUAUCGUUCUUAUUAAUCAACUGAUAACUUUCAGUUGAUUAUAUCUUGUAGUGUUCAUAUUUUGAUCUUACAGUUUGUAAGAUCUUGGGAAGGUUUGGGCGUUUUUCGGAUUGGAUAAAUAAUAAAAUUUCUGUCAUGUUUUUGUCGCUAGAUCUGCUGUUAUUUUAGUUUCUGUUUCAUUUUGUACUGAUUAUACCAGUUUUACAUGGUAUCAGAGCGAAAAUCGCUCCUGAUUCGUAUUGUUACCGUUGCGUUGUACUGAUUUGUCCUUGAUUUUUUGUUAGGUUCGCUUCUGGUGUGUCUAGGGUUGCGAAUCAAUUUGUGGUUGGAUAGAUCGACAUUAUCUUGGGAGAUUGUUGUUCUUGUUGUGCAACUGAAACCCUAGUUAGGGUUUUCUUUGUUGAGCAGGAGACGUAUCUUCUUCUCGCUGUCUUGAAACUGCGUUGGUCUCUAAAAAUACCCUUGAAGGUUUUUUAGGGCAAACCAACCAGUCAUAUUAUUUGGAGAUUUUUCUAUAUCAGGUUUAGUAGUUCUUAAAAACUACUGAUCUGAUAUCUUGGAAGCUUUAGCACCCACUGUAAGAACGGUCUUAUCCGUCAUUUUUCUUUGUUUUUGCAUCAUCUUUUGUGUGUCUAGGCAUCCCUGUUUACCGGACUAGUCGGGCCGGCACUUGAUCGAGUCUGUCUUUGUGUUGUUGUAUUAUGUUGCUGUUCUGUAUUGUUUUCAUUGGUCUUGCAACUGUAUUAUGCUUGUCCAGGCACCUAUAGAGUGAUGACCCUGGAAUCUGGCCUCUGAUACAGUCUUGUUGUUGUGUAUAUUGUGUGCAAUCUGUUGCAAUUCUUGUUUGAUAUUUUGUUUGAGUUUCUUGUUUCUUGAUUGUGAAUAUGGGUGAUACUGAUCCUGGUACUUCUCAGACUUUGAUAAGUAAAUUAGAUAUUGGAGAUCCAUUAUAUCUUCCCCCUAGUGACUCUAGUGCUUUGACUAUUGUUAGUGUUAAGUUGAAAGGUACUGAAAACUAUUCCGUCUGGUCUAGUUCUAUGAAAUUGGCUUUAGAAGCCAAGAAUAAGUUUGGUUUUAUUGAUGGUAAAUGUGAAAGAUCAACUGAUGAUCAUGUUCUUGCUAGUCAGUGGGAUAGAUGUAACUCUGUAGUGUUAACUUGGCUUUUAAAUUCUGUGUCUGAGGAGUUAUUUUUGGGUCAAGUGUUUUCUAAGUAUGCUUCAGAGGUUUGGGAGGAUUUAAAGGAAACCUAUGAUAAGAUAGAUGGUUAUGUGGUUUAUGACUUGUAUAAAAAGAUAAACUGUAUUUCUCAAAGUGGUUCUACUGUGGCUGAUUAUUAUAAUAGGCUAACUACUAUGUGGAAACAGUUUGAUGCCAUGCUUAAACUGCCCACAUGUUCUUGUAAAGCAGCUAAAGAUUAUAAUGAUUUUUCAAUGUUAAUCAAACUAAUGCAAUUUAUCAUGGGAUUAGAUGAUGUUUAUCAACCAGUAAGAACUAAUUUGUUAACCAGAGAAGUAUUUCCAUCUGUCAAGGUUGCCUUUUCUGUGGUUUCUAGGGAGGAAUCACAUAGAUUGUCUAGCAGUGGGUCAAAAAGUCAAAGUGUAUCAUUUGUGUCUAAAUCAAAUCAGACUUUUGAUUCUAAAAGAAGAGUGUCUAAUCAAAGAGGACCUAAUCCAAACCUAAAAUGUACACACUGUAACAUGAUUGGUCAUAUUGUUGACAGAUGCUUUGAGGUUGUUGGUUAUCCUCCAGGUUUUAAGAAAAGAUCUAACACUAUGUCUGGUAAAAAUACUUUCACUAAUAAGUCUAAUGCCACUGUUGGAUCAUCUGCUAGUACAAGUAUGUCUACUUCUGGUAUGCCUUUUACAUCUGAGCAGAUGGCUAAGUUGUUGAGUCUUGUUGGUGAAAAGAAUGUGGCGGACACUCAAAACACUAAUAUAGGAGGUGAGAAUGUUAAUAUUAGUAGUUUUGUCAAUUGUUCUAGUUCUGUGAUGUUUGGUAGUCAGUUUAAUUGGAUAGUAGAUUCUGGAGCUAGUCAACAUAUGGUAAAUAAUGAUAAAGGUAUGUUUGAUAUGUUUGCAGUAUGAAUCAUGGGGGGAUGUUAAAACACUAUCUAGUUCAUACUUCAUGUUGUUGUUGGGCCUGAUAGUUAUUGGGAUUUGCUGCAUACCGUUAUUCGUUUGGUUUGUUGGGCCGGUACAAGGUCGGUUGUGUGCAGGUAGAAAGAGCAAGGUGCAGAGUGUAUCUUUCCAGGGGUCAUAGUGUAAAUUUAGUAUAGCUGGAUAUAAAAGAGGUGAGAGACAACAGAUCUUUAUCACCAGAUCUUUCAUUCUUCUCAAACAUCUUCGAGACUCUUCUAGGGUUUCAUUGUUUCCAUCAGUUGUAGUCGAAAAUCAUUCCAGAUCGUUUAUUGUACUGAAAAUCGUUCCAGUUGUUACUGCACGUCCUGUGGAUCGAUUGUUGCUGCACAUCUUGUGGUUUGAUUGUUACUGCAGAUCCUGUGGAUCAUUUGUUUUUGGUUGUAUCGUUCUUAUUAAUCAACUGAUAACUAUCAGUUGAUUAUAUCUUGUAUUGUUCAUAUUUUGAUCUUACAGUUUGUAAGAUCUUGGGAAGGUUUGGGCGUUUUUUGGGUUGGAUAAAUAAAAAAAUUUCUGUCAUGUUUUUGUCGCUA